Messenger RNA from Rotaria socialis, 3948 nucleotides. The record is from the annotation of a GenBank genome assembly. Lineage: Eukaryota; Metazoa; Rotifera; Eurotatoria; Philodinida; Philodinidae.
AUGACCACAACAAGUAAAAAUAUUGAACUAAUUGUUAAACAAUGGACUUCAUUUGAUUUAAAAACAAUUCAGCAUGAACUAGACGCAACAACAACUGAAAUAGCCAGUCGUGCCGAUGAAAGCGAUCAAUCAAGAAGAAAAUUGGUUGAAUUAAGUCGAGAUUUCAAGAAAAAUACCAAUGAAGAUGUGCGCAAAGCCGUUGCACCGAUCUUAAAAUCGUUCCAAUUCGAAAUUGAUAGUUUAUCAAAACGGAGUAAAGCAGCUGAAAAAGCAUUUUUAGAAAUCUAUCGACAUUUAAGUGAACUGCCAGAUCCGGUGCCAGCCCUUGAAUACGCUCAAACAUUACAGCGACGAGCAGAAAAAGUAUCUGACCUUGAAGUUGAAAACCAAAAAUUACGAGAAACAUUAGCCGAAUACAAUAAUGAAUUUGCUGAUGUAAAAAAUCAAGAAGUAACAAUCAAGCAAUUGCGUGAGAAAAUUAAAGAUUUAGAAGAUAAAACAGAAUCAACAAUUCAGCAACGUAUUAAAGAAAAAGAAAAAGAACUUCAACGUAUCUUCGCGGAAAAAGAACGCCAGUUACAAAAUCAACAAUUCGAUCUCGUCACUAAAUAUGCCGAAAUGGAAAUGCGUCAAACGCAAUUACAAUCAACAUUAGAUCAUGCACAUCAAGAAAUGUUCGAAUAUAAAUCUAAACAAGAAGAUGCAACAAGUGCACGUUCAUCUGAAAUCGACAUUCUCAAUCAAGAUUUAGAACGAGCUAACGAACGAGCGUCCAAUGCUGAACGUUUAGUUGACAAAUUACGCGAACAACUCGAUCAAGCACAUAAACUCAUGGCAUCCGUACCGAAAGAUCAGAAUUCCGAUGAGCUCAUGUCACACGAAGACAGUGAAAAGCAGAUACGUGAAAAACUUGAAUUUGAAUUAGCAGCUAAAGAACGUGAAAUAACUACACUCGUUGUUGAUACACAAAAACUGCAAUCGACUCUUAUUAAAAUUAAAGAAACAUCACUGUCACAGAUAUCGGAUCUCGAAAAUGUUUUAACUGCAAAAGAAAAACACAUUGCACAACUAGAAAAUAAACUGCACAAUCAAGCAGAUUACGACGAGAUAAAGCGCGAAUUGACUAUUUUAAAAUCAAUUGAAUUUCCUUCAUCCAAUCAAUCGAAUCAUGAGCAAACGGGCAAUUUACCAAAGAAAUCAUUAGAAAUACUUCUACUGGAAAAGAAUCGAGCGUUGCAAAGCGAACAUACCCAAAUAAAAGUGGCAUUCACCGAUCUUGAAAGUAAUAUUCUGCAGCAUUCAUAUCGUCACCAUUCGUCUUUAUGUUCACAUCAACCAAAUACUCUUUCUCUUCUUUCUUCUCCUUCAUCGCCUCUUCAGAAUCCUUUAAAAACCUCUUCUCAGUCAGCUAGUUCUAAUACUACUGAGGACAUGAAAAAACCUCUUGUUACUUCUCCAUCAAAAGUUAUAUCACUGUUACCAUCAAGCGAUAAUCUUCAAUCAAUAUGUAACUCUCUCUCUACUCCUAUUGAUACCAAAUAUUCAACGUGUCCAACGAUGAUUACUCCAACUGCUCCACUUAUCUCAUCUUCGACAAUAUCAACUCCGUCCGAACUCUAUUCCGGUCCACAACUUAAUUCAGUUCAAUGGACAAAACUUCCUUGUCCGCCACUUACGUCAUCAUCAUCAUCAUCAUCAUCAACUCCAUCACCUUCAACUGUUGCUGUCACAUCGACAGAUACAAAACCCACCAUAUCUGUGCCAACAAAUAGCAAUAGUCUAGAGCCUCUUGAAACAACUCAUGUUGCUGAUAUUGUGCGAAAACUUCUUGCGCAACAUAACAUAGGCCAACGAAUCUUUGCUCGCUAUAUUCUAAGUCUAUCUCAAGGUACAGUUAGUGAAUUAUUAUCAAAACCAAAAGCAUGGUCAAAAUUAACUGAAAAAGGCAAAGAAAGUUAUCGAAAAAUGUGGUCAUGGGCUAAUUCGGAAAAAAGCAUACUGGCCUUAAAAAGUCUUAGUCCACGUUCGAAAGAUAACGCAUAUCCAUUAACACAACAAAAAGCUCUACAAGUUCUAUCUGAUGAACCCAAACGAUCUCGUACACCAUCGUCAUCUUCAGAAUCGUCUCGUGCGAGUUCUCCCGUCGAACAAAAACCAUUUAUUCCUCCUUCAAUGUUUUCAAGUUUUGUUCCAUCGCUAUUAAUGCAAACAACAAAUAGACUUAAAAAUGAAAUCUAUUCGCCCUAUAAUAUUCUUUGUCCACAACCAGAAAAUUAUCGUAAUUGGUUAAUGUUACAAGAAAUCGUUCGAACAAAUGCUAUGAUCAAACAAUUGAAACCCUUAGAUAUUGAUGAAAAUGAACAAGAAAAUGAAGAAGAUGUAGAUGAAAAUCCACUUGAUUUAAGUAUGAAAAUCGAUCCAGAUCAAACUACAAUUAAUAAAGCAUCGCCAGUCAAACCUACUAAAGCAUUGCUCUCACCAUUGACUGAACGAGAUAUUUCAAAAUAUCGUUCGAUCAAUACAGCCGAAUUAGUACAAACAGUAAAAGACAUUCUAAGUCGUUAUAGUAUAUCACAACGACAUUUUGGAGAACGAAUUCUUGGCCUAUCCCAAGGAAGUGUUAGUGACAUUCUUGCUCGACCAAAACCAUGGGACUUAUUAACACAAAAAGGUCGUGAACCAUUUAUACGUAUGCGUGCAUUUCUCGACGAUGGAAGCGCACUAAAACAACUUGUACAAAGUGUUUCAUUGACACCAUCACCAUCGGCAUUAAACGAUAUUCAAUCGAAAAGUUUAAUUUCAAAUGAAAAUUCUAUUGAUUCUCAAUCAAAUGAUUGUUCCCAAUUAUUAGCAAAUGAAACUCUAUCAUCAUCAUCAUUAUUAUUAAGUGAACCAACAGUAACAAUGAAUAAUAAUAAUACCAACAAUAAAUCAAAAGCUCGUUCGAAACUUCCGAAUAAUCAGUUUCGACAGCCAACAAAAAUCAGAUCACAAAUUCGUCCUUAUGAAUUACCAAUACUAACAUUACCACUUACCAUUGAUACUGAACAAUUAAGUUCACAAGUUCGUGAACUACUUUCUUCGUAUAGUAUUGGUCAACGUGUAUUCGGUGAAGCUGUUCUUAAUCUUUCUCAAGGUACAGUCAGCGAAAUCUUAUCGAAACCUCGACCUUGGCAUGCGCUAAGUGUCAAAGGUCGCGAACCAUACAUACGUAUGUAUAGUUGGUUUCACGAUAUUGGUAAUGUGCAAAAACUACUUGCUUGGAAACAAGAACGAGAUGCUUUCCGACGCACUAGUCGCAGUCAAACAACAACAGCAACAGAUAAUAUCGACAUAGAAAAUACGAAUCAUUCUUCUUCGCCUGCAAAACAACACUAUUCAUAUACUGAUGAUCAAAAUCAUGUAUUACAGCAGUUAUUUGACAAUGAUCCAUAUCCAACUAAAUCACAAUUGCAGCAAGUUGCCGAUGAGUUAUCAUUAUCAAUGAAUAAAAUAUCCGAUUGGUUUCAUAGUGCGAGAAUGAAAAUAAAACCUGGUAGACAUUCUCUUGAUCUAAAUAAACUUUCUGCGUCACCUUUAAAUGAUAAUGAUGAUGAUGAUGACGACGACGACGACGACGACGACGACGACGCUAAUACUUUAUCAAUAAUUGAACCAUUAAAUGGUUCAUGGUUUAAUAAUACAGCUGAUUCAGAUAGUUCAAAUAGUCCAAUGAGUUUAUCUGCAUCGUCAAUAAACAUAGUUUCAUUAAAUGACAAUAAAAAAUCCGCUGGAUCAACGCCAACAUCAGUUUCCAGUAGUAAAAAACGAAAAUCGAUUCCACAAAAAAUUAUUACAACAAAAAAGCCAACGAUUAAGUCAACAUCAACCAUUGAGAAUGAUGAAACAAUUAUGUUAAAUCAAACAACGAAUGAAUCAAUAAAUCUUCAUAAUGAUAAUAAUGCUUGA